Closterium sp. Naga37s-1 is the source of this 1230-nucleotide messenger RNA. The record is from the annotation of a GenBank genome assembly. Lineage: Eukaryota; Viridiplantae; Streptophyta; Zygnematophyceae; Desmidiales; Closteriaceae.
AUGUCGCUGCUGACGGAGUACGAGGGGUGGAAGGAAUCGCCGGACGUCGAGUCGCUGCUGCCGUCCACGUCACAGCCAUCGGAGUCGCAGCCGCCGGCAUCCCAACCCUCUGUACCGUCCCUUACCACUCCGCCUUCAGCGACCGACUCCGCUCAACUGCCGUCCCCUCGCCGGCCACACCCACACCCGCCGGGCGCUGCCGCCAUUCCGUCCGCCUCUACACCGGCAACCGCAAGGCUUCCGCGAGGGGAGAGCGAUCGCGGGCCGCGGUCGAAUGAGGGGGAGGCGGCGGAAGCGCAACGCCAGGCGGCGGAGCAACGCCUUCCGCCGUCCGUCAGCACCGGCGGCAAAGCGAAGCAACGCAGCGGGCCCUUGAACCGGGUAACGUCCGCGCUGCGUCCCAUGUCCGCCAUGUACCCCCGGCGCAAGCCGCUAGGCGCGGGAGUGCGCUUCGACGACGAUCGCGACGUCCCCUCGCCGAGAGCCGACGGCAGCAACAGCUUACCGAGGGCGAGCGCCGCCGUCGACGCGCAGCCUGACGACGGGGGGGCGCUGACGGGCGGGCAGAAGAAACCGGGAGAGGAAGGCGGAUUGCAAGGCGAGGGCGGUGUGGGGAAGAUGGGGUCGGGGCGGAGCAAGUGGCAGAUGGUGCGGCGGUCGCUGAAAGACAUUAAGGAAGUGGAGCGCGAACUCAAGGACAUGGCGGACACCGCGCGCGGAGGGGCGGCGGCGGACGACGAGGGCGCGAGUGAGGGCGCGGACGACGACGACCUGGAGCGGCUCGCCAAGGACCUCGAAGCGCUGCGCGCCGAGCGCAAGGCGCGGCAGCAGCAGCAGAAGCAGCAGCGCGCGACGAACCCGCUAGGCAACGCGGGCGGACCGCCGCAAUCGGCGGUGCACGUGGACAUGCCGGGCGGCGUGCGGCAGCGCAAGAUGGUGCGGCAGAGUGUGAUCAUGUGCAUGGACCCCAUGUGCAACCGCUGCCCGCCCGAGAUGCACCUCCACAUGCGCAAAAUGAUGGCCGCCGCCGCGCCCGGCGCCAGCGCGGCCGUGACGCCGGUGGCGAAGGACUACUCGGCGAUGGACUGGAUGCUGGACGACGAUGGCGACGAGGAUGGCGACGGCGAGGAGGAGCUGCUCGUCACACUGCGCUGCUGCGGCCUCCGAUUCACCUACGUGAGCCCCCACACCCGCGCUGCCUACUCGCAGCGGCACAUUGCCACUGUUGCU